GGUAAUCAAAGUUUCACCUGCGAAAGAACGAAACCAUUUUUUGAUAUCGCACUGAACAAUGGUGGAGAUCCAUUCUCAGCAGAAGCGCAAAAUGCACUGAAUACUAAGAUCAUUGAACGUAGCGUGCUGGAUUAUUUUGCCAAGCUCUGGGGGAUACAGCAACCCGAUCCUUCAAAUGAGGAAGAACGGAAAUACUGGGGUUAUGUUACGUCCAUGGGCUGCACCGAAGGUAAUCAUCUCGCAUUGUAUAAUGCAAGGGAGUAUUUAGCCGGAAUGCCUCUCCGUAAUCCCAUCCUAUUCAAUACGUGUAGUCCUCCCGUGAAGCAACCUGUUACGUCCCACAGACAACGCAAGGAAGAUUUAUCAAAUGUGCAGCCAAAGGACAAUUCUAACGCUUUUACACCAGUUGUAUUCUUUUCAGAAGAAAGCUUUCACGGCCUUGCAAAAACAUUGAGAAUGUUACAGAUGAAAGUGUUUUGUGAUGUUGGCAGUGGACAUUUUUCUUGCCCGUUGAAAUAUCCUGACGAUUACCCUUCCAGUUUUAAUGAAGAAUCCCUUGAUCAAAACGGCUGGCCACGUGCAGUGCCUGUGGAAGCGGAUGGGUCGAUUAGCAUCCCAUGCCUUGUGAAACUGGUCACUGCCUUUGUUAUGAGAGGCUACCCUCCGCUCGUAGUUUUCACAAGUGGUACCACAUUUAAAGGAGCCUACGAUAAUCCACGAGCUGCCAUCAAUGAGCUUGCGCCUAUAUUGAAACAACACAACAUGUACGAACGCCUUGUACAUAGUUCGGAAGACCCAUUCAAAUCUGACGUUCGAAAUGGAUUUUGGUUUCAUAUUGACGGUGCUCUAGGAGGAGCCCAUCUUCCAUUUCUUGAGAUGGCGAUGAAUCAGGGUUUGGUUGCCAAUACGUUUCCAAAUGAUUUUCCUGUAUUUGAUUUCCGUAUUCCUGAAGUGAAAUCCAUUGCAACGAGCUUACACAAAUGA
This is a messenger RNA of Paramuricea clavata, 984 nucleotides long. NCBI's taxonomy places the organism in Eukaryota, Metazoa, Cnidaria, Anthozoa, Malacalcyonacea, Plexauridae. The record is from the annotation of a GenBank genome assembly.